AUGUGGGCGAGAAAGAAAAAACUUGUGGCUUGUGAUCGCUAUGGCUUCCUGUCCCAUUGUCAACUUUUGGCCUGCUGCCCAGUAUCAUACGAUGUUGUUGGCAGUUUGGGCCUGUUGGCAGCCUCGGCCUGGUACGCCAUUUUGGUGGCCAACGAAGAACGUUUGAUGGGAUUCAAGUUCCAUUUGCCGGUUGAAGGGUUCGAACAACACCCGUUUUUCAUGAUCUGGAACAUGGGGUUGAUUUUGUGGGCUGGGAUGACGCUCAUGAGAACAGCAAACUUCAUGCGUUCCGAGUUUCUCACCACGUUUCAACAGCAAUUGUUCCACCUGCCUGGGUUGAUUGGCCUGACAGUGAUGGGGAUUGAAUUCACAUGGGCUUUGGUGCCCCAACUUGACCCUUGGAUUUGUUUGUUGUGGCUGCUUCCGAUGAUUGCGUUGCUUGUGGUUCAGACGAGUUAUAAUAGAAAUCAAUUCAGCGUCAGCAGAAUUAAAAACGUGCUGCCCAUCAUCAGCGAGGUGCUGGUCAUCAUGUACUCCAUGGUCUUGUGUAUCUUGGGAUUUGGCAGAAAGCGGCCUUUAACUUCAGUUUCCACCCUGGUUUUAUUGGCAGCGCAUCAAAUGCAGAAGAACAAGAUGGAAAACACAAACUUUCUUGGGGUCAUGCUUUGUUUGAGUCUGAGCAAUGUUUUGUAUGCAAUUGCUCUGUCAUCUGGAGCCUAUGACUCAUUUUCUGACAAACUAUUUUGGGACUCCCUCCUUGACUGGGAUAAACUCAUAGAUGCUCUGAAUCCAUGAAACAUCUUUCUGCUGUUGUAUGUGCAAUUUCUCAAAAUAAAACGCUUUUAUUUCUUAAUACA
Molecule: messenger RNA, 857 nt
Organism: Notodromas monacha
Lineage: Eukaryota; Metazoa; Arthropoda; Ostracoda; Podocopida; Cyprididae
Source: the annotation of a GenBank genome assembly